This is a messenger RNA of Emericellopsis cladophorae, 1086 nucleotides long. RefSeq names its product 2OG-Fe(II) oxygenase-like protein. NCBI's taxonomy places the organism in Eukaryota, Fungi, Ascomycota, Sordariomycetes, Hypocreales, Bionectriaceae. Gene Ontology annotation, molecular function: dioxygenase activity. The record is from RefSeq and is a predicted model, not a curated record. The coding region runs from base 1 to 1086 and encodes 361 amino acids. The transcript is spliced from 2 exons.
AUGGCUCCUCAACUUGAUCCCCCGCAGACCGUCGACUGGAUGGGCAAAAAGGUGCCCGUCUGGAGCAUGCAGACCAUCGACUACGGUCGUCUGCUCUCCCACGAUCCCUCGGAGAUUGACAAGCUGGUCAGCGCUUGCACGGACGAGGGCUAUUUCUACCUCGACCUGCAGGGCAUUGACGGCCGCCGCAUGCUGGCCGACCAGCAGGAGACACUGAGGCUCAUGGAGCGCUUUUUCGCUGAGCCCAUUGAGGCCAAGAAUGAGUUUGGCCUGAUCUCCUCCCACCUCGGCUACGAGCCUGUGGGCAGUCGCACUGGCGUUGCUGCCGGCACCAAGGACGGCUACGAGAUGCUCAAGGUGUCUCGUGACGAGAUUCAGCGCGACAGCCCCAAGAUUCCCGCCGCCGUCAAGGCCAGCGGUGACCUUCGGAUCCUGGAGAACACCAUUGGCAGCUGCAACACCAUCACGAAGGUCAUGCUGUCUUGCCUGUCGGACGGUCUCUUCUUGCAGGGCGCCGGCCGUUUUGAGAACCAGCACCGCAACGAGCGCCCAUCCACGACUACGCUCUCUAUGAUGCACUAUCUGCCUCACGAGGAAACUGGUCCCGAGCGCAUCGGCCACCAGAAGCACACAGACAUCAGCACCCUGACCCUCCUCUUCAGCGAGCAGUGGGGUCUCCAGGUCCGUCCCCCCGGCACCUGCGGCGCCCGCGAGAUGGGCUUCGUCGCGCCCAAACCCGGCUGCGCCUUUGUCCACGUCGGCGACUCGCUGCGCUUCGCGUCAGGCAUGAAGUUCCAGAGCUGCAUCCACCGCGUCGUCCCCUUUGACCCCACCGAGCACCGCUACUCCAUUGCCUACUUUCUGCGCGCAGAGGACGACACCAUGUUCAUCGACUCGGAGGGCCGCGCCAUCACCGCGGGGCAGUGGCACGACCAGAAGUUCAAGGCCUUUACGGACCCGGAGAUGUGGCAGGCCAUGGCGCCCAAGUCGAUGAUUCUCGGCGGGAUGAAGGAGGAUGGCGAGGACGAGCCCAUCAAGCCUCUGAUGGAGACGACGACCAAGACAGCUGUGUCGACGCAAGCUUAA